AACGAUUCUGGUCGGUUCGAUUUCGGUGGCGUGCAGCUCGGUCGUCGGUUCCGCACAAUUUGGUGUGAAUUGUUCGGACAUUUUGUCGAUAGAGAAGCAUCUGCAUUCCUUUUCACGAUCAGUGAGCUUCCGUUGCGUCGCAUCGUGCUGCUUCCACCAAUCUGCUCCAUUCGAUAGUGAACGAAAGUGUCAAAAGAAUAAGUGAACAGCAUUUCUGCAAGGAUACCCAACACCUUGUAUCAGUAUCGGCCGGAAGGAUAGCUGAUUUUUGGGUUCAGUGUUAAACAAAAAGUAGCAAAACAACAACAGUGACAACGCUUUGACUGCGAGUGAAGUGCAUAAUGUUGAUCAAAGAAUUUCGAGUUACCCUGCCACUGACGGUCGAGGAGUACCAAGUUGCACAGUUGUACUGCGUGGCGGAAGUUUCCAAAAAUGAAACCGGAGGCGGUGAAGGCAUCGAGGUGCUGAAAAAUGAACCUUUCGACAACUACCCACUGCUGGGAGGAAAGUACAACUCUGGCCAGUAUACGUACAAAAUUUACCAUCUGGCCUCGAAGGUACCGGCCUUCAUCCGGCUGCUCGCCCCAAAGGGAUCGCUGGAGGUGCACGAGGAAGCCUGGAACGCAUAUCCGUACUGCCGGACAGUCAUCACCAAUCCCGGCUACAUGAAGGAUAAUUUCAUCAUCUGCAUCGAAUCAUUACACGUCGCCGAUGCCGGCGAUCAGCCUAAUGCCCACGAGCUGACCCCGGAGAAGCUGAAGCAGCGUGAUGUGGUCCACAUCGACAUCGCCAACGAUCCCGUCACGCAGGCGGACUACAAAGAAACGGAGGAUCCUACGAAGUUCAAGUCGAAGAAAACUGGUCGCGGUCCGCUGGUCGGCCCAGAAUGGAAGAAGAAGGUAUCGCCGGUCAUGACCUGCUACAAGCUGGUCACGUGUGAGUUCAAAUGGUUCGGGCUACAGUCGAGAAUAGAAAGCUUCAUCCAGAAGUCGGAACGGAGGCUGUUCACCAUAUUCCACCGACAAGUCUUCUGUUGGAUGGAUAGCUGGCACGGGCUAACAAUGCAGGACAUCCGUGAGCUGGAAGACAAAACCAAAGAGGAGCUGGACAAGCAGCGCCACCUCGGUGAAGUGCGCGGAAUGCGGGCUGAAACCGACUAAGCUUACCAGCCGGCCACCCUGUAUCAAGUAGACAGCUGUGAGAAAGCAACGAGCGCCAGGGAUGAGUUGUUUGGGGCUGCAAGUGAGACGGAUGGGUGGUUCAACAACCCGACCAACCGUUCUCAUUUCGUCUCCGGAAUAAAUGGAAAAAUAUGGGAGGAGGUGUUUUGCGUGAAGGAGGCGGUCGUUUGUUUAUAUGUUUUUUUUCUUGGUUUUCCUCGUAAGUUACUUUAUUUUUUUUUUUCAUCUAAGGUGAUUUAACCGCAAGCGACAACUGGAAAGGUUAUGUGUGUGGUGUGGUGUAAGAGGCAAAACAAAACAAAACAGAACUAAUAGUGGGACAAACAAGAGCAAGAUGACGAUCGCAAGACAACCGGGCGGCAGUCAAAGGACGAGGCGCAAAGUGUAUUAACAUGUAAGGUGAAAUGUAGCGAGAACAUUAAAUGUGUGUGCAGAAAAAGGAAGGGAAGAACUAACAUUCGCAAUAGCAAUGGUAAUACUAACGAAGGAAAUAAAAGGAAAAAACAUUUGCAAUAACCAAUAAAAAAAAGCGGGAAAACAUUGUCCAAGUAUGAUGGAGAGCAAACAAACGAUAAAAUGUGAUGUUUGAAUGUGCGGGAGCGCGGAAAAAGGGUAAAAUCAUAGGCGAAGCAUUAAAUAGGGACACAAUUCCAAUUCUUCUAAUAGAAAACCCCACAAUACGGUCGGGCGGGAGUGCACUGCUCGGGAUCACUCGCACACACCGUAAACCGAAAUGAGCAGGACAAACGUGUAACACAAACGCAACGUUCCAACGUGAAACCGAACAGCAUUAAAACUGGUAGGAUCUUAUUCGCGAACAGAAACGCGGUAUGCAUGGCACCCGGUACUUUAGUGAUACAGAGUAAACAAAAUCCAAACGCAAAACGCUAAUCAAGGAAAGGUUUAAAGGACGACGGGUGGAAGAAGGUUACCUGCCGACAAACAGCUAGCAAUUUGCUUAUCUUUUGCUUAGGGCCUAUUAUUUGUUUCGUGUCGAUUUUUGCCUGACAAUGCCAUUGGUUUUUAAAACACACAAGUAUGGAGGAAAGGGGAUGAGGAGCCAGUGAGAAAGAAAAACGCGAGAAAGGAUUAUUAGUUCAAUAAAACACCAGUUGCUUUUCAUUCACAUAAGCCUGAUUGGGAAAGCAUACCGGAAGAACUUUUCUCUUGCGUUACGGUUAG
This is a messenger RNA of Anopheles coustani, 2363 nucleotides long. It is a transcript of the gene vib, whose product is annotated as phosphatidylinositol transfer protein alpha isoform. Gene Ontology annotation, cellular component: cytoplasm. NCBI's taxonomy places the organism in Eukaryota, Metazoa, Arthropoda, Insecta, Diptera, Culicidae. The transcript has 9 exons. Gene Ontology annotation, biological process: phospholipid transport. Gene Ontology annotation, molecular function: phosphatidylcholine binding; phosphatidylcholine intramembrane carrier activity; phosphatidylinositol transfer activity. The record is from RefSeq and is a predicted model, not a curated record. The coding region runs from base 342 to 1160 and encodes 272 amino acids.